GUCGCCGGAAGUGCUGAGGCGGGAGGCAGCGGCGGAGGAGAAGGAGACCCGGCGCAGGCCCGCCUGGGCUGCCCUGUCCUUUCCCCCUCCCUUUGGCUGGCGAGGAGGUGACUUUCUCGCUACGCCUGAUGGGAAAAGGGGGCGGGGCCCGCUAGCUUCGCACUUGGUUUUGGCUUCGCACGUCCAUUUACCUCCAGUGCUUUGGGCUUCUCCCCCCUCCCUUUCACAACAACCCCGUGAGAUCAGAUCCAGGAGCAGUGCAGGUGACAACACCCAAGUCAGGAGGACAGUAGCUCCUGCAGCACGUUUCCCUCAGGCAGCUGGCUUGAUAGCAUCCCUGUGAGAUUUGGAGGUGAGAUUGCUGUGACUGAGAGAAAACAGAUCCCUCUUAACUAUGGAAGAGAGCAACCAGGAAUGAGAGAGCAAUCCUUGCUACCCUCUCCCAAGAAGUAGUCAUGUUGGAGGGAUUGGUAGCCUGGGUUCUCAACAACUACCUCGGCAAGUAUGUCAGCAACCUGAACACAGAUCAACUGUCAGUAGCUCUUCUGAAAGGUGCUGUAGAAUUGGAAAAUUUACCACUAAAAAAAGAGGCCUUGAAGGAUUUGCUGCCUUUUGAGGUCAAAGCUGGCUUCAUUGGCAAGAUAACAUUACAGAUACCAUUUUAUCGACCUCAUGUUGAUCCAUGGGUGAUAUCGGUAUCGAAAUUACACCUCAUUGGCUCACUGGAAAAGCAAGAAGAUUUUGAUGAAGAAAAAGAGAGGCUGUUUGAAAAAGAAAGCAAGGCAGCUAUUUUAUUAGCACUGGAAGAAAAAUGGAAAAAAGAGCGGGAACAGGCAGCAGAAUCGUACUGGUAUUCCGUCACCGCAUCUGUCGUCGCACGGAUCGUAGAAAACAUAGAAUUAAACAUUCAAGAUGUCCACCUGAGGUUUGAGGAUGGGGUCACAAAUCCUUCACAACCGUUCGCAUUUGGAGUCUGCAUAAAAAAUGUAUCUGUGCAAAAUGCCGUAAAUGAGCCGGUGGAGGAGCUAAUGAAGAAAAAGCAGCUGGAUAUUGCUGACUUCAGCAUCUAUUGGGACACUGAUAGUGCUUUAAUGGGAGACUUGCCACCUGGGGAGUUGCAGGAAGCAAUGGAUGAAAGCAUGGAAAGCCGUGACCAUAACUACAUCAUGGAGCCUGUGUGUACCUCUGCCCUUCUAAAGAGAAACUGUUCCAAGGAGCCCCUCAAAUCACGGAAUACACCACGGCUUGAGUUUGACAUUCAGCUGGAGACGAUACCUCUGAAACUUUCACAGACACAAUACCGACAAAUAAUGGACUUUUUGAAAGAGCUGGAUCGAAAAGAGCGACAACUCAGAUUCAGAAGAUGGAAGCCAAAGGUCCCCGUAGCUGGAAACUGCCGGGAGUGGUGGCUUUUUGCUCUGAAUGCACACAUUGCGGAGAUCAGAGAGCAGAGGGAACGCUGUUCCUGGGAUUUCGUGUUGCAUCGGGCCCAAGAUGCUGUAUUGUACACAGAUCUGUAUUACAAGAAGUUAAAAGAAGUGGAGCUGUCUGAUGAGGAGCAGGAGGAGAUAGAGCGAAUUGAGGAUGAACAGACAUUCGAGGAGCUGAAAAUCUUGCGUGAGAUAGUGUACAACAGAUUCUGCGAACUUGCUGAGCAGAGCAUCAAGGAGCCGCUGACCGAUUCCUCAGAGGAAACGAUUGAAAUUGAAUCGGAUACUAGCAGCAGCGGAAUGCUUCGCUAUCUUCAGUCCUGGUUUCCUGGGUGGGGAGGCUGGUACAGCGAUUCUCAGGAAGCCCUGGAAAAGGAAUCUUUCGAAGGACUGCUUUCAGAAACAUCUGAACAGUGGAGGCCGGACGAUGUCGCUGGUGCCGAUGAUUUUUUUGAUCCAGCUGCAGACGUCUCCAACAUAAACACCUUCACAAAGAGGGAUCACGUCUUGGCAAAGUUAAAUCUCCAGCUGCAAGGUGGCUCUGUUACUUUGCUGCAUGCUGGGAAGAAGGGCCUGCAGGCCCAUGAAAGAGCUUUCAUGCAGCUUGAAUUUUCAGGAGUAACCAUCUUAGCAGAAUCUCUUCCUCGGAGGAAUUCUUCCCUUUUCAAGGUUCAGCUUGGUAGCCUCUUCCUACGAGACUUAGCGACGGAAGGGACCAUAUUCCCUGUCCUUGUCUUCCCUAACCCCCAAAAAGAAGUUGGCUGUGUCUCUUCCAUUGGUCUCCAGACGUCCUCUUCAGACACGAGUAAUGAAAGCGCUGCUGCUGAUCCUGCUGUUCCAGUGUUUGAGAUGCUGUAUGAGAGAAACCCAGUUCGCAGCAAUUUUGAGAGACGUCUGGAAGUCAGUACCCGACCUCUAAAUAUUAUUUACAAUCCACAAGCCAUUAAGAAAGUAGCCGAUUUCUUCUACAAGGGAAGGGUUCAUACCUCAGGAUUCGGAUGCCAGUCUGAGCUGGAGUUGAGAGUGGCUGCAGCUGCCAGGAGACAGUACAACAAGCUCAAAAUGCAGACGAAAGCCGAAAUCAGGCAAACCAUCGACCGCUUGCUUGUGGGGGAUUUCAUUGUAAGGGGAUUUCAAAGGAUGGAAGAAAGCAAGCGCUGGACAGUGUGCCUUGAUAUUUCUGCUCCUCAGGUGAUCUUCCCCGAUGACUUUAAAUUUGCUGAUCCAGUUUUAGUAGUGAUCGAUUUGGGAAGAAUGCUGCUUACCAACACACAAGAGGAGCACAAAAAGAGGAGCUCCGGUGGUCCAUCUUCAGAGCUGAGUGACCUGAGCGACGAUGAGUAUAAAACGCCUCUUGCAACCCCUCCAAGCAGCCCGCCUCCUGAAAUUAGUGUGGCUGGCGAGGACAAAACUCUCAAGUUCACGGGGGUAGAAAUCAGUGAAGCGCAGCUGCAGGCACACUUGAUGAGCAAAAAAAUGUAUGAGACCUACAGCUUGUCAUUCAUGGAUCUGCAGAUCAUGGUUGGCCGAGUGAAAGACAAUUGGAAGCAUGCCCAGGACAGUGAUGUCGGUCCAACCCAUGUGGUGGAGAAAUUCAACGUCCACUUGCAGCUGGAACGCAGGUUGAUCUACACCUCUGAUCCCAAGUACCCAGGAGCCGUCUUGUCUGGGAAUCUGCCUGAUUUGAAAAUACACAUCAACGAGGAUAAAAUAAUGGCUCUGAACAACUGCUUUGGAAGGCUGAGCACAUCUGAUACGGACAUUGCGGGCUCUUCGCAGAUAGGCAAAGAGGUGACUUUUUCAGAUCUGGACCAGCGCGGAAGUUUGCACAGCUCUGUGGUGAAUUUAACACAGAGCGUGAUGGUGGUAGAACAACACACUAAGGAAGUCCUUGUAGAAUCGCAACUGCUUUUAGCAGAGUUCCAAGUUAACUGUAUGCAAUUAGCCGUUGAAAGCAACGGCCGGUAUAUCUCGGUCCUCAAGGUUUUCGGCACGAAUGCGCAUUUUGUGAAGAGGCCUUACGACGCAGAAGUUUCCCUCACAGUCCACGGCUUGCUGCUGGUUGACACUAUGCAAACCUACGGUUCUGAUUUUGACCUCUUGAUGGCUUCUCACAAGAACCUCAGUUUCGAUGUUCCAACAGGAAGCCUCCGGGACAGCAGAGCCCAGUCCCCUGUCGGUGGGCUCGAUGAGACUCGUGUAGCUGAUAGGGUGCACUCAACCAAGAAAUACGCUGUGGCAUCAAGUGAUUUGCCUGGCAGCUUCCCACAGGACGAUGAAUCCUUAAUUAAGUUGGAAUACCAGUUUGUGAGUGCAGAGUGCCCCUCCAUGAACUUGGACAGCACUCUCCAAGUGAUAUCGGUCCAGAUGAACAACCUGGAUAUCAUUCUCAACCCGGAGACGAUCGUUGAGCUGAUUGGCUUUCUCCAAAAGUCCUUCCCAAAGGAGAAAGACGAUUCUAGCCCUCAGCCACUCAUGACUGAUGCAGAAAGGCAUUUCAGCGAGCAGGAAACCUUCCAGACCACCCACGCCCAGAGUACAGAGGUAGCAGUAGACAUCCGCUGGUUAAACGUCCUUCUCCUUAGGACGGUUACGACAGUGAACGGAGAAAAACUUGGCCGGAAAAUUGCAACGGCGAGCGUUGGCGGAACCAAAGUGAACGUCUCCAUGGGCAGCCGGCUGGACAUAAAUGGCUCUCUGGGUUGCUUGCAUCUUAUGGACCUGACUCUGGACAGCAUGAAAAACCAGUAUGUCGUAAGCAUUGGGAAUAUGAUGCGGUAUGAAAACCUCACCCACGUCACGGGCUCCUUCAAGCCUACAUUUCUCCAGUUCGACGAUGCCAGUAGCCUUCCUGACGCCUUGAGCUUCACUUUCUCAGAGAAGUCGAAAGAGGAGUGCUCGCUCCAGCUCAGGAUGGCCUCGCUGCAUUACAACCACUCGGCCAAGUUCUUGAAAGAGAUCACCUUGUCCAUGGAUGAGCUGGAGGAGAACUUCCGCAGCAUGCUGAAGAGUGCAGCCACGAAAGUGACCACCGUCUUGGCCACGAAGACGGCCGAGUAUAGCGAAAUGGUGUCCCUGUUCGAUACGACGCCUCGGUCCAGGGACCCCUUCAAUUUGGAAAACAGCGAAGGGGAGGAGGUCUUUCCGGUGCGCUUCAGAACCGAAACGAUCAAGCUUAUUUUGAAUGUGAACAUUGAAUCCCCAGUGGUAUCCAUACCCCGGAAGCCGGGCAGCCCAGAGCUGCUGGUGGGGCAUUUAGGGCAAAUAUCGAUCCAGAAUUUUGUGGCUGGAGAGGACAGCCUGAGAAGUGAUAGGCUUCAAGUUGAAAUCAGAGAUAUUAAAAUGUAUUCUCUAAACAGCAGUCAUUUAGCAGCCAAGAAAGAAGCUUCUUCUGAGAUGCCAGAUGCACUGCAUCCUCCUUCAGGCGUUGCUAGUAGCAGUGGAAGCAGCCAGGAAGAUCCUCAGUUCACUCGGCACGAUUUCUUUGAAUCCUUACAUAAAGGCCAUGCGUUUCAUAUUUUGAAUAAUGCUACUAUCCAGUUCAAACUGGAGAAGAUUCCAGUAGAGAGCGAUGCAGAGUUGGCUUUCACCAUGAAUGAUGAUGUUGAAAUCUCAAGCCUUAUGCGGAUCGAGGGGAAAUUUGUCAACCCUCUACGGGUGGUGCUGGCAAAACAUGUGUAUGAGCAAGUCUUGCAAACCCUUGACAACCUAGUUUGCAAUGAAGAUUUGACCAAGCCACCAUCCAGCUUUCCAUCCUCCCCGUAUCCCAGCUCCAGCUCCCCAUCAGUAUCGCUCCGCAGCAUGAGCACGGACUUUCCCACCGACAGGAAGGAAAACGGGCUCUUCAGUCACUCCAGCUUUUCUGCGUCUUCAAACAAAUUUGUGCCUGUCAAGGAAGUGGCACAGUCCUUUACUCAAAUACAAGCCACCUUUCACAUUUCAGAGCUCCAGGUUCAGCUGAGCGGUGACCUUACGCUUGGGGCACAGGGCCUGGUUAGCUUGAAAUUUCAGGAUUUUGAUGUUGAGUUUGCCAAGGACCACCCUCAUACCUUAUCCAUUCAGAUUGCCUUACGUUCCCUGCUGAUGGAGGAUCUUCUGGAGAAGAAUCCAGACUCUCUGUAUAAGAACCUCAUGGUGUCGCGCGGAGCACCCAAACCAUCCAGCUUAGCACACAAGGAGUACCUUUCCCAGUCUUGUCCGUCCGUGUCUAAUGUGGAAUAUCCAGACAUGCCCCGUUCCCUCCCUUCUCAUAUGGAGGAAGCUCCUAAUGUCUUCCAGCUGUAUCAGCGGCCCACCUGCGUCUCCCAGAGAAGGCACAAAGAAGAUGCAGACUCAGGCUACCCGUUAACGCCGCCCCCUUCUCCCACCGCCGAAAGGACAGCUACACCUUGCGGGAAGAGUGACUUUGACGAUUCCUUGGUCCACAUCAACAUGUUGCUGGUGGACAAGAAGCACCCGGAGUUCUCUUCUAGUUAUGGCAGAAUCAACCGUAUUGUGGAUGUUGACUUUAACUGUUUGGAUGUUUUGAUAACUCUGCAAACUUGGGUGGUGAUACUGGACUUCUUUGGGAUUGGGUCCACUGCUGAGAAUCACAGCUUGAAGUCACAGCCUGAAGAUGUGCAGCAUACCGUUAAAUCGGAGGCAAAUGUAUUGUCAGCCUCGGAAGGCCAGGACUCUCUAAAUACCAAACUGGAUCUGAAGGUGCAUUCCCUCUCCUUAGUUCUCAAUAAGACGACCAAUGAACUUGCUAAAGCGAAUGUAUCUAAACUGGCCACUCAUGUGGAAAUGAUUGAAGGAGAUCUUGCCCUUCAAGGGAGCCUUGGAAGCCUAUCCCUCAGUGAUCUCACCUCGCACGGAGAGUUGUACAGGGAACGUUUCACUACCAGCGGCGAAGAGGCACUCAUCUUUCAGAUCUACAAGUACGGCCGGCCCGAUCCCUUGCUGCAGAGAGGCUGUGAUAUGCGCGUCAGCCUACAAAUGGCAUCGGUGCAGUAUGUCCACACUCAGCGCUUUCAAGCAGAAGUGGUGUCUUUCAUUCAGCAUUUCACUCAGCUGCAGGAUGUCUUGGGGCGGCAGAGAGCAGCAAUCCAGGGACAGACGGUACGAGAUCAGGCCCAGCGAGCCACCAGAGUUCUUCUGGACAUCGAAGCUGGCGCUCCUGUCCUCCUCAUUCCUGAAAGCUCCAGAUCCAACCACCUUAUUGUAGCCAAUCUUGGGAAACUGAAAGUCAAGAACCGGUUCCUCUUUGCAGGGACCCCUGGUACCUUUUCGCUAAAAGAUAAGCAGGAUUCGGUUCAGUUUUCUUUACCACUGGGAACCCCAAAACACAGCAUGAAGAAGACAGCAAGCACUGAUGAGUCCAAGAUGGCAUCAUGUUCCUCUGAAGGGUUGUUCAUGAAACUGUCCUCUUCUGGACCAAAUCUGAGUCGGCUAAAAAGUGACCCAGGAGCAAGUGCUUUGGCUAAGCCACCAAAGAUGACCACUUUGCCAGUCCCAGACAGUCCUGAGGAACAAAUGUGCCUGCUGGACUGCAUUGUGGUUGACCUGCAGGACAUGGAUAUUUUUGCUGCUGAAAGGUACUCAAGAGAAUAUUCUAAAGCUACGGAAGAUGCGAGUGCUGACCUGGUCUUCCCAUCCUUCGUUGUCAGGCAGACAAGGGGGAGCCUCUUGACUGAACCCUUCAGGCUGAAGCUGCAAGUAGAAAGAAACUUGGACAAGGAGAUAAGCCACGCAGUGCCCGAUAUAUCUGUUCAUGGUAUCUUGUCGUCGGUGCAUUGUUCCCUGGAUCUUAGUAAAUAUAAACUAAUUCGUGGACUCUUGGAAAAUAAUCUUGGGGAGCCGAUAGAAGAAUUCAUGCGGCCUUAUGACUUACAGGACCCAAGAAUACAUACUGUGUUGAGUGGUGAAGUGUACACUUGUGUGUCUUUCCUAAUUGACAUGGUCAAUGUAAGUCUGGAACUCACUAAUCCUCAGGGGAAAGAAGGCUCAUUAGCCAGGUUUGACUUUAAGAAGUCCAAAUUGCUCUUUGAGGGUUUCUCAAACCAAACCAAAUCCAUCAACUUGGUUUCACAUUCCAUGAUGGCAUUUGACACGCGGUACACAGGGCAGAAGAUGGCUUCAGGAAUGCCAAAUGUGUUCAACUGUAUCUUCCAGUCAUCGAAGAACAGCAGUACUCAAGGAGCAAUACAGAUUGAGCUGCAUUACAGAUCUACCAAGGAUUCCUCCUGCUUCACAGUUGUUCUGAACAACCUCCGCGUGUUUCUCAUCUUCGAUUGGCUAGUGCUUGUCCAUGACUUUCUGCAGACACCCAGCGACACCAAAAAGGAGUCCGGCGCCACUCCUUCCCGACAGCGCAAUUACAGCAGCGAAGCCACUGUUGUUCCCAAAGCAGUGAAGUGUGGGAUAGUUACAAAGCGUUCUUCCCUUCAGGUCUCCGCUGAAAAGCAGUUGGAGGUCAAGGUAAAUGUGACAGAUACUGAAUUUGUGGUGGUCGAAGACAUGUCCUGUGUGGAUACCAAUGCAAUUAUUCUGAAGGGGACCACGGUUCUCACAUACAAACCCAAACUAGUGGAUCGCCCUUUCUCGGGCAGUUUGUCUGGCAUUGAGGUUUUUUCAUGCCGACUGGGAAACGAGCAGGAAACGGCACUCUCCAUCAUCGACCCUGUACUAAUUCAAGUUGAACUUGUGGGGAACUCUUCAUAUCCAAGCGGCUCAGGAUUGUUGGAUGCCUUCAACAGUGAAGACUUCCCACCUGUUUUAGAGAUUCAGUUACAAGCAUUGGCUAUCAGGCUGUCUUACAAUGAUGUCCAGCUGUUUCUGGCCAUUGCAAAAUCCAUUCCUGGUCAGACCAGCAACGCUGUGCCAGACCCGGCUGCUGCUUCAGAUGCCAGGGCCACAGCUUCUCCUUCUCCUGCUGCUUCCUCUUGGGUAAAUGAGAUCCCAGGACUGGUGUCAGAAACCAUAGAAACGUACAAGCACACUUUGGAUCCUGUUCUUGAGUUGCAGCUGGCCCGACUGCAGGAACUGGGGUUUAGCCUAGAUGACUGCCGCAAAGCUCUGUUGGUAUGCCAAGGUCAGCUGAAGAAAGCAGCAAGUUGGCUGUUCAAGAACGCUGAGCCUUUGAAGUGUGCGCCGUUGGAUUCCAGCCACCGUGAUAUCCAGGGCCCCAUGGCUCUGCGCUUAAUCUCUGGAGUAGAAAUUAAAGCAGACAGCAUCUGCAUUUGCUUUAUCGAUGACUGCAUGGACUGUGAUGUUCCCUUAGCCGAGCUAACCUUUUCACACCUGAAUUUUCUCCAGCAUCUAAGAGCCAGCCCUGAAGGUUAUGCGAAUUUUACACUCUCGGGAGAUUACUAUAACCGCGAGCUUUCGGGCUGGGAGCCUUUUAUUGAGCCCUGGCCAUGCUCUGUGUCCUGGCAGCAGCAGUUAGCCAGCCGCCUCCACCCUUCCCGGUUGAAGCUGGAAGUCAAAGCAAAGCAUCGUUUGGACAUCAACAUAACUACUGUGUUAAUCGAGCAGUAUGCCAGCACCAAGCAAUCAUGGAUGGCAGAUUAUUGCAAGCAGGAGAAGGAAGUAGAGGAAGUUGAAUCUGAAGACUGGAUGGGCUCUUCAGUCGAUCCUCCAUCCUUUGGACAAGGCCUUCCUCUUGUCUACCUUAGAACUAGGAGUACAGCCAGUCUGACUAACCUAGAGCACCAGAUGUAUGCUAGAGCUGAAAUGAAGACGCCAAAACGCAGGCAGCCUUUUGUGCCAUUUGCCCUGCGAAAUCACACGGGUUGCACUCUGUGGUUUGCCACUUUGACAACAACACCGACCCGUGCUGCUCUCUCUCACAGCGGAAGCCCGGGAGUCAUCCCGGAGGAAAACGGAUCGUUUCUGGAUGGCACGCAUAAAGUCAGCGAGUGGCGAGAAGUUCUUACUGGUGAAGAGGUUCCCUUUGCAUUUGAAGCCAAAGGGAAACAGCGACACAGGCACACACACGACCUAAGAAUUCACCAGCUGCAAGUGAGAGUAAAUGGCUGGGAACAAGUCAGUCCAGUGUCGGUAGACAAAGUAGGAAUAUUUUUCCGGUAUGCAGCUCCUGAUAAGAGCACAUCUUCCUCUACUGUUGGCAGCCCAAUUAGCAGAACAAACAUCAUACAUCCACAUGUUUAUUUUUCUUCAUUGCCUCCAGUCCGAGUAGUAUUUGCAGUCACCAUGGAAGGCAGCGCUCGGAAGGUAAUAACUGUCCGUUCGGCCUUGAUUGUGAAAAACAAACUGGAGACGCCUAUGGAACUCAGGCUAGACAGCCCUUCAGCACCAGACAAGCCUGUAGUGCUGCCUUCGGUCAUGCCGGGGGAUUCUUUUGCUAUUCCCUUGCAUCUGACAUCCUGGCGACUUCAGGCCAGGCCGAAGGGAAUGGGAGUUUUCUUCUGCAAGUCUCCGAUCCACUGGACAAAUGUGCAGAAGACCUCGGAGGUCAGCAGCAGCAAACGAGAGUGCCAUGCGAUGGAGUCUGAAAACAGCCGUUUCUUCAGGUUUUGUGUCGCCAUAAAGAAAGAGAAUUACCCAGAUUACAUGCCCUCCAACAUCUUUUCCGACAGCGCUAAGCAGAUUUUCAGGCAGCCCGGACACACCAUUUAUCUCCUUCCGACCGUGGUGCUCUGUAACCUGCUGCCUUGUGAACUGGAGUUUUACGUGAAAGGGAUGCCCAUUAACGGGACCCUGAAACCUGGGAAAGAGGCAGUACUGCAUACAGCCGACACUUCGCAGAACAUUGAGCUUGGGGUCUCCCUUGAAAACUUUCCACAGUGCAAAGAGCUUUUAAUACCCCCCGGAACACAGAACUACAUUGUGCGGAUGCGAAUGUACGACGUUAACAAGCGGCAGAUGAAUCUCACCAUAAGGAUCGUGUGUCGCGCUGAAGGGUCCUUGAAGAUAUUUAUUUCAGCACCGUAUUGGCUCCUCAACAAAACAGGGUUGCCGCUGAUCUUCAGACAAGAUAAUGCCAAGAUCGAUGCAGCAGGCCAGUUUGAAGAACAUGAGCUGGCCAGAAGCCUGAGCCCUCUCCUCUUCUGUUAUGCUGACAAAGAACAGCCAAACCUUUGCACAAUGAGAGUUGGAAGAGGAAUCCACCCUGAAGGUAUGCCCGGUUGGUGCCAAGGCUUCUCGCUGGAUGGAGGCAGUGGGGUCAGAGCCCUUAAAGUGAUCCAACAAGGAAACCGGCCAGGCCUUAUUUAUAACAUUGGUAUCGAUGUCAAGAAGGGCAGAGGUCGCUACAUUGACACCUGUAUGGUAACGUUUGCCCCUCGCUACCUGCUAGAUAAUAAAUCCAUGCACAAGCUUGCCUUUGCACAGCGGGCGUUUGCCAGGGGACAGGGCACAUCAAACCCAGAUGGCUACAUCUCCACCCUCCCUGGCUCCAGUGUUGUGUUCCACUGGCCACGCAAUGAUUACGACCAGCUGCUUUGCGUCCGGCUCAUGGAUGUCCCAAACUGCAUUUGGUCUGGAGGCUUUGAAGUCAACAAAAACAAUUCCUUCCAUAUCAAUAUGAGGGACACCCUUGGGAAAUGCUACUUUCUACGAGUAGAGAUCACUCUGAAGGGAGCUACAUACCGUGUUUCGUUCAGCGACACCAUCCAGUUACCACCCCCGUUCCGCAUAGACAACUUUUCCAAGGUCCCGAUCGUCUUUGCUCAGCACGGUGUUGCAGAACCACGGCUCAGCACAGAAGUCAAGCCAACAACCUCUUUAGAUUAUGCCUGGGACGAGCCCACCCUUCUGCCUUACAUAACCCUGACCGUCAAAGGAGCCGGCUCCUCCGAAAUCAGCUGCAGCAUGGAUGACUUCCAAGAUAGCAAGCAGCUCUAUUAUGAGAACUUCAUUUAUAUUGCUGCAACGUACACUUUCUCAGGCCUGCAGGAAGAAUCCGGGAGGCCCGUGGCUUCGAAUAAGGACGUGGAUUGUGCUGAACUUGUCCUGGAUGUUUCUCUGAAGACGCAGAGAGUCAUAUUAAAGAAAAAGGAGCCGGGAAAGCGCUCCCAGCUGUGGAGGAUGACGGGCACUGGGAUGCUUUGCCACGAGGGCUCUGCGGUUCCUCACCAUCCGAACAAGCCGUCCCCUCCCCGUUCCACAGAAUCCUCUCUGAUCCUGGAUAUCGCAGGCCUGGCUGCUGUCACAGACAACAGGUAUGAACCGCUGAUGCUGAGAAAGCCAGACCGGCGGCGUAGCACGACACAGACCUGGAGUUUUCGGGAUGGGAAGCUCGUCUGUGGCAUGCACGGGCUUGUCGUUCAGGCAAAAGGAGGCAUUGCAGGGCUACAUGACGGAGCAGAAGUCGUUCUUGGACCCGAUACGUCCCUGGAGAUGUUAGGUCCAGUUCCACCGGAACAGCAGUUUGUCAAUCAGAAGAUGAGGCCUGGCUCGGGAGUUUUGGUAGUCAGGGUCAUUCCAGAUGGCCCAACCAGAGUCCUGCAGAUAACAGACUUCAACCAACGCAGAAAUGAUCGUUUCUCAUACGAAGGGGAUGAGCUGGAACACGAUCUGCGGAAGCUGAAGAACCCUGACACAGAGCAAGAAUUGGAAGUCCAGUUGAAAUUGGAAGGCGGAAUAGGUUUAUCUUUAGUUAACAAGGCCCCAGAAGAGCUGGUGUUUGCGAGCUUCACCGGCAUUAACGUCCAUUUCACACAGCUGUCAACGGGUCAAGUGCUCGAACUGAGUAUACAGGAUAUACAGGUGGACAACCAGCUCCUUCGUACCACUCAGCCUUUCAUGCUCUUCCUGACCCCCAAAACUGGUGAAAACGAAGCAACCGAGACAGGUCCUGCCCUGCAAUUGAAUGCCAUGAAAUUUCCCAGUAAGAGCCCUUUAACUGAUAUAUACAAGCAUCUGAUGAUCACAGCUGGCAAGUUCACAGUCCAAAUCGAGGAGAAGCUGCUCCUGAAACUUCUGAGUUUCUUUGGUUGUGAUCAGUCAGAAUCAGAAGUUGAAAGUUACGAUGAAAACCUUCACGAAAAGCCGGUUGAUCAAGGUGGAGCACGGAAGCGAUAUUACUUUGAAAACCUCAAGAUCAGUGUGCCGCAGAUAAAGCUGAGUGUCUUCACUUCCAGCAAGCUCCCCUUGGACCUCAAGGCAUUGAAAAGCACCCUGGGCUUCCCUCUGGUUAGGUUUGAAGAUGCUGUGAUCAACUUGGACCCCUUCACCAGAGUCCAUCCCUACGAGACGAAAGAGUUCAUCAUUAACGAUAUCCUGAAGCACUUCCAAGAAGAGCUGCUCAGCCAAGCGGCAAGGAUCCUGAGCUCCGUGGACUUCCUUGGCAACCCAAUGGGUCUCCUGAACGAUGUUUCGGAAGGCGUUACCGGGCUGAUAAAAUACGGAAACGUCGGCGGCCUUAUACGAAACGUUGCCCACGGUGUGUCAAACUCUGCUGCAAAGUUCACUGGAACUUUGUCCGAUGGGUUGGGGAAGACAAUGGAUAACCGGCAUCAAACAGAACGAGAGUACAUUCGAUACCAUGCUGCAACAAGUGGGGAGCAUCUCGUAGCUGGCAUUCACGGACUGGCUCAUGGCAUCAUUGGUGGAUUGACAAGUGUCAUAACCUCGACGGUAGAAGGUGUAAAAACCGAAGGGGGGUUCAGUGGCUUUAUAUCCGGCUUUGGGAAAGGACUCGUCGGAACUGUGACCAAACCGGUGGCUGGUGCUCUAGACUUUGCCUCUGAAACAGCCCAAGCAGUGAGAGAUACAGCCACACUUACCGGCCCCAGGACGCAAGCGGAAAGAGUGAGGAAGCCGCGGUGCUGCAGGGGCCCACAAGGGCUCCUUCCUCGAUACUUGGAGAGUCAGGCAGAAGGGCAAGAGGUGCUGUGCAAGCUGACGGAGAACAUUCAGGAUGAGUUCUUCAUUGCAGCGGAGAACAUAGACAGUUAUUGCGUUAUCAUUUCCUCCAAAACGGUUUAUUUCCUGAAGAGUGGCGACACGAUGGACCGAGAAGCCGUCUUCCUGGAGGUCAAGUAUGACGAUCUCUACCAUUGCCUUAUCUCAAAGGACCACGGGAAAGUCUAUGUGCAGCUGACAAAGAAAGCUGUCAAUUCAAGCAGUGGGGUGUCAAUACCUGGCCCAUCUCAUCAGAAGCCCAUGGUCCACGUGACGUCCGAGGCCCACGCGGUGAAGCUGUCUCAAGAAAUCAACUAUGCAAAGAGCCUUUUCUAUGAACAGCAGCUUAUGUUGAGAUCCAGCGAGCACCCAGAUCAACUCGAGCUGGACUCCUGACCCUGACGGAACCUCGUGGAGAAGUCGCCUCCGCGCUUGGUGAAAAAGAGCAGGACCAGCGUUUGGGUGUUAGAAAGUGUGUUCUGAGAGCCUAGAAAGCCAAGGCCCUGGAAACAAGAGAGAGUCUCGCCAUGGGGGGAACUAUGAGAUCAAAGACGUAUUUGACAUACAUUUAGUUUUAGGGGAAGCCCUAUAUUUUCUUACUCUCUCUGUGUGUAUAUAUACCUCUACAGAUAUAUAUAUAUAUAAAUAUAUAUAUAUGUAUGUAUGUACAACUGUGUUUGGUGUAAAUAAGAAAGUGCACAGGGUGUUGUGAGGGUGUAUAAUGGUCUAUCUCAUGUAAAGAAAUUAAAGGAAAAGUUAUAUUGAGUUUUCUAUUGCACUGAUUCUGAGCAUUUUGAAACAAUGCUUUUCCUGUGGAGGUGGUGAUGAGGACACCUGGAACACUUUGAGGCUCAUUUUUUUUUUGUUACAGGUGCUGUGAGUGACCUGCACUAAGCUGGGUUAUGGCAGAGUCAGGAUGGGGCCUGGCGAUGAUGGUGGGGCAUGUUCCUUUCCACCAUUCAGUGCUUUUGUGUGCUGCUGGCUCCAGAAUUAUUUGGGUUCAUUGUUUGGAAGGGCAAAGGGUAGGGGGCUCCAGCAAAAUAAUGAUACCUAGGGUGUUUGCUCUAUAAAAUAAUUCUGGUGAGGUUGUGUGUGUGUGUACUGCAGUGAUCCCUGCAGGGAGCCAGAAUCUCCAGUUUAAGGGAAACAGGAGAGUUGUUUUUUAAUCAUCUAUGUAACUUUUCUUGCAUUUUGUGAUGUUCACUUUAUAAGGCAGUGUUGAUGUUUAAACAAUAAUGCCUCCUUUUAUAGUGGGACAUUUGCAGAGGAAAGUGAUGUUAUUGCACACACACGUACGCACACACACAAAAGUUCCCCUCUGUUGGCCUUAAGCAGAAAAUGGACUCUGACCAGGAAAUAACACCAGGUAUAUAAGACGACUGGAAAGUAUCAACUGCCUUUUGGGAGGGGUGGAAAGGAAUGGAAGUUUAUAAAUUUUAAUACUGCAGUCCUGUAGUCUUAAAUCUGAGGAUUAAUAAAUGCUACUGCUGCUCUCUC
This is a messenger RNA of Podarcis raffonei (Aeolian wall lizard), 14774 nucleotides long. RefSeq names its product vacuolar protein sorting 13 homolog D (gene VPS13D). Gene Ontology annotation, cellular component: extrinsic component of membrane. NCBI's taxonomy places the organism in Eukaryota, Metazoa, Chordata, Lepidosauria, Squamata, Lacertidae. Gene Ontology annotation, biological process: protein targeting to vacuole; protein retention in Golgi apparatus; mitochondrion organization. The record is from RefSeq and is a predicted model, not a curated record. The transcript is spliced from 72 exons. Gene Ontology annotation, molecular function: protein binding. The coding region runs from base 456 to 13673 and encodes 4405 amino acids.